Molecule: messenger RNA, 2029 nt
Organism: Coccidioides immitis RS
Lineage: Eukaryota; Fungi; Ascomycota; Eurotiomycetes; Onygenales; Onygenaceae
Product: drug:H+ antiporter-2
Exons: 6
Coding region: 1-1860 (619 amino acids)
Biological process (GO): transmembrane transport
Molecular function (GO): transmembrane transporter activity
Source: RefSeq, a predicted model, not a curated record
AUGGCAGUUUUCGUGUGGCGCAAGUCAGAUGCGCAUUGUGAACAGAAAGCUGAAACGUCUGAAGAAGGAGACAUUGGAAUUUGUCACGUCAAUGACGUUGUGGAGAGGAAGAAAGAAUCACGAGCGACCACUGACACGGCCAGCGAUGCGUCUUUGUCGGUAAUCACCACUUUCAAAGGCCCGGCGGAGCUAUUCCCGGAUGAUUGCCAAAAUACAUCUGAGGAGAAUAAGAUGGCUAAGGGCAAGAUUGCUGUUAUAAUGACAGCUCUUUGCCUUGCCACUUUCCUAGCUGCCCUUGAUAUGACGAUUAUUACCACUAUCCUACCCACAAUAUCUAGGGCAUUUCGCACGUCUGAGGCAAAUUAUACGUGGGUUGGCUCGGCAUACUUGCUUGCUGCUGCCUCGGCAACGCCGAUCUGGGGAAAGGUCAGCGAUAUUUUCGGAAGAAAGCCAGUUCUAUUGGCGGCGAACGUGGUUUUCCUAAUUGGUUCACUUCUCUGCGCCAUCAGCAUUAACAUCAGAAUGCUGAUAGGGGGGCGAUGCGUCCAGGGCGUUGGAGGUGGCGGCCUUCUUGCGUUGGUUAACAUCAGUAUCGGCGAUUUAUUCAGCAUGCGGUCCCGCGGCGUAUAUUUUGGUAUAAUUGGGAUGGUAUGGGCCGUUGCAGGAGCCGUUGGACCGGUGGUUGGUGGAAUUAUGACACAAUUUGUCACUUGGCGGUGGUGUUUCUAUAUUAAUCUUCCUGUCGACGGCAUCGCCUUUGUUAUUAUAUUUUUCUUUUUUGAGGUCCACACUCCAAAGACACCGUUGUUUGCUGGGCUUAGAGCUAUAGACUGGUUAGGCUCAUUGACCAUUGUCGGAGGCACCGUCAUGUUUCUCCUUGGACUUGAAUAUGGAGGAGUUUGGCUCCCAUGGGCCUCCGUUCCCGUCGUAUGCUUGAUAGCUUUCGGCAUUGGCACCCUUGGCCUCUUCUUGCUCAUCCAAUGGAAGCUCGCAUAUUAUCCGAUCAUACCUUUAUGGCUAUUUUCUUCUCGCUCUACGGUUGCAGCAUACGGGAUGAUUUUCGCCCAAGGAUUUGUCUAUACUGGAGGGUCUUAUUUCCUUCCCCUCUAUUUUCAGGUCGUUCUUGGAGCGACUCCUCUACAGUCCGGCAUCUAUCUCUUUCCCUUUGUCAUUUCUGUCGCCUUGGUCGCUGCCAUCAGCGGAUACCUAAUCAGGAAAACUGGCCUCUUUCUUCCACCCAUAUGGGCUGGUAUGGCAACACUAGUACUCGGUGUUGGUCUCUACAUCGAUCUACCAGCGCACACGUCCUGGGCUCGUAUUAUUACGUAUCAGCUUGUUGCUGGGAUUGGCGUUGGCCCAAACUUCCAAGCACCACUGAUCGCACUGCAAAGUCAUCUGAGACCUACCGACAGCGCCACCGCAACUGCGACUGCCGGCUUUGUUCGAAAUAUGGCAAAUAGCGUUUCCGUCGUAUUGGGAGGAGUGAUUUUCCAGAAUCAAACGAGAGCUAAUAUCAGAAGCUUGGGCUCCAUUUUAUCUCCUGAGACUGCGGACAUGCUACAGGGUCGUUCUGGUAGCGCUUCGACGGAUUUUGUGAAAACUCUUCCAAACAAGGAGAAAAUACCAGUAUUGAAUGCAUAUAAUCAGAGCCUGAGAGUGAUGUGGAUAUUUUACACUUCGAUGGCAGCGAUCGGAUUGUGUGUAAGUCUGCUCAUCCGUCGGCAGAACUUGGAUAUAGAGCAUGAGAUUACCAAGACUGGAUUGGAGAUACAAGAGAGGGAAAGGCAAGAAAGAUUACGAAGAGAAAAGAUGAAGCCAAAGCGAAAGCGAACUACAGAUAAAGAAGGUCUGGAAAAUUGAUGUGGGCUGGUCACCGCGUAGUCAAAGCGCACAAGAGUCGGAGUCAGGCGUUGACAUUCGGAGAUUUUUGCAUACACGACGGAGUUGUUCGUUCACAAACCAUCUGCAUACCGAUGCGAUUUUGUAUAUAGAACAAAGGUAUCGGUCAUUGCAAAUGGUUUAAUCAUUG